AUGAAUCUCGACUCGGCGGCAUCCAGCUCGAAUUCUGCAGCGGCUUCAGCGCGGAAGGAUCGAGGACCGAUCGCGAGUCAGGCUUGUGAUGUUUGUCGACAACGAAAGCAGAGAUGUGAUGAGAUGCGACCAAAGUGUGGUCUCUGCACACGACUGAAGAUAGAAUGCAGUUAUAGGGAGCCUGUGCCGACCAAGAAAGACAAAACCAUGGUUGAAAUCUUGGAUCGAGUGAAGAGCAUAGAAAAUAAACUCAAUCGACUUCCUCGAGGCGCGGCAGAUGCAUCAGAACCUGCGCCAACUCAGAUAUCACCCACCCAUCAACCAUCCUUUGCCGAGCCUUUCACCUCCCAGUCUGAGGCACAAACGUUGGCAACCUCGCUUUCACGCCCACGUGAAUCAAGCCCUGGUCGAAUGAAUACAAACACUAUAUAUCAUCACUUUACUGCCUCUCAUAAGGUCUUGACAUGGCCUGCCAUACAACAACUUCUACUACAAGCCGUGCCAUCAAGCCUUGGCGAUGUGAAAUUUAUGGAAAAGGGGUCGGUGUUCAUAGUGCGAAUGCAGGGUAAAAGACUACCCUUAUCAUUAAAUGUAGACCUGCAAGACAAACCUUUUGUAGGCAUGCAAUCACUCGCAAAUAGGGUUGCUGGAGGCUUGCGAAUAACGUUUUCGGGUUUGUCCCGGGAAGCUAUGCUUCAAUUGGCAACGUCUUAUUUCGAUAGUUUCAAUUUCCUGUACCCCUUCAUGGAUAGGCAAAUUUUCGUUUCUGACACACUUACCAAAGUUCAAUCGGAAGGCUUUGAUGGAGAUGUGGAAUCUGUCAUUGCAUUACUAGUCUUCGCCCUCGGGGAAGUGGCACUUGAAGGGACCCGCGGCGAUCCUGUCAAUGUUUACCAAGGCCGGCCUAGUGGCGUCAGGGGCGGAUCAGGGUCAUCUACACCACCAGGACUGGCUUUUUUUAAUGAAGCGAUGAAACGAAUUGGCUGUGUCUUAACUGAAUGCAGUCUUGAGAACGUUCAGAUGUUUACUCUGACUGCACUAUACUAUCAAUCCUGCUCCCGCCAUAUGGAAUUCUGGAGGGCGAUGAUGUCUGCUUCAUCCGCAUGUAAUAUACUCAUCACAUCGGGCAGCAUUGACUGGAAGUCUACAAGAGGCGAUCUUAUCAAACGUGCGUAUUGGCAUUGUGCCACCAUGGAGACAACCCUACACCUCGACAUGGAUUUACCACUCACUUCGAUGAUGAAUCUUGAGACGCGAGUUGAAUUGCCGCUUUUCCGAAACCAGUUUUGUGAGGCCGAUUUCGAGGGGGACCAACAAUCUCAUUGGCAAGCACAUAAUUCUUCGGUACUGGCAUUACGACGAAUAUGCGUGCAGGUACAAAAUUCAAUUAUUGAGAGUAAGCAGACAGUGUCCAAUAUGGACUUUAGCUCCCCGACUACGGAUGGCUUCGAUUUCUUAUCCGCAAGUGGGAUACGACAACUUGCAUCCCAGCUAACUCAAUGGCGCGGCCUCCUUCCCAACGCAAUUCAAUGGGCCGAAGAUGAACCCAUGAGUUUUCCGAGCCUACAAACGCCUGAACAGCAAUCCGAGGAUAUCGAUCCCAUUCUUACGUCUCCUUCAUUCUCGCAGGAUCCCCGUACUACUCUCUUCUCUACUAAUCUGGACGAGGAACCCGUUAGGUAUCCUUAUGUAUAUGAUAUACAGGUGGCAGUGUUGAGAACUAGAUAUUAUUAUGCCAAAUACACGGCUUACCGACCUUUUAUAUUUAAGGUCUUGCAUUUUCCGGAGUUGGUCACAUCGGACGAUGCCCUCAAUGUUGCGGAAUGUCUCCGCUCCUGCCUCCUCUGGCCCCUCCUUCUCUCUCCCCCGUCCCGCUACAAACGCUUAAUUCCGUACCUCUUUACCUGGUCCCAAAUCUUCCUUAGUAUCCUACUCAUCGUGCAUCUUUCGAAACAUAACAUGAUGCUGAAGAAUAUCUGCGACAACAUGUGUGGGGAGCGGUAUCAUAGGGAUAUCGACGAGACAGUGAAACUGAUGCUGGACUGGAUUCGAGAUUUGAAAGAGGCUGAUGAUCCGAUUGCGCUUUGGUGUUGGAACAUGUUGAGGGGUAUCUAUUGGUGGUAG
Messenger RNA from Sclerotinia borealis F-4128, 2124 nucleotides. Lineage: Eukaryota; Fungi; Ascomycota; Leotiomycetes; Helotiales; Sclerotiniaceae. The record is from the annotation of a GenBank genome assembly.